GGGCGGCAGCGGCAAAGCUGCGGGGGACCGACCCGUUCCGCUCCACGCUCCUUUAUCCGGGGGAGCGGUGCCCCAUCCCGGCGCCGGGCUGAGGCCGCCGGGCCGCCCCUCCAGGCUUGGCCCAUCCCGCCGCGGGGGGCGGCGCGGGCGCGCGGCGGCGGGCGGGGACCCCUCGGUCCCCCGGGGCGAGCGCGGAGGCGGAGAGGCGCUGCGCUGCUUCCCGCACCUCUCCGGGACCCGCCUCGGUCCCCCCGCUCCGGGGAGUCUCGGGAGGAGGGGGGUCCCGCCCAGCGCUUGCAAACCGGAGUAUUCCCGGCUGUCCGAGCAUCCCCGGCGGAGCGCAGAGUGCAGUAUUAUGCAAUGAAGGGAGAACAUGUCAAGGGAGAAAGAGAUAAGCUGGAGAGGGAAGGGAAGAUUUUAAACAAGUGCACAAGAUGUUGCUAUGAGGAAAGGAGUCAGCAAUGACUGAUGUGGAGCCUGUGGUCACUGAUUUUGCAGCAUCAGGACGGGCAGGCCGCCGGAACGCCUUACCAGAUAUUCUGGGCUCUCCUGCUGGUGCUGGGACUUCAGACCUGCCACACAAACUGGCUGAGCUCUCUGUUUCAGAAGAUGAAGGAGCAGAGGGUGGAGAAGUCCCAUCAUCCAAAUCCUUGCUGGAAAGUCAAGAGGCAAAAGGAAAAAACAGCAAUUCCUGACACCUAAGAACUGCUGUGUUAAUGAAACUCAUCAACAGACUUCCCAGUUUCCCUGUGUCACCCCUUCUGAAGCGUGGUAGCAACUUUAUCAGCAUAGACAAGAUUUUGCAACACACCUAUACCUAGAUGAAAUUAAUGUGGAACUACUGCUUUUUUUACUGUCGUCCUUCAAAAUCGAUGCUCUACACAUUCAAACGAGAAGAGAACUAAAGAAUGUAGCUCUUGUUUGGGGUUUUCUCAUGGUUAUAGUAUUUAUCCUAACUAAUUUUCUUUGACAGUUCCAAUUAGUAUACAUAGCAGAUGUACUACUAAUGAUUGCUCAAAAAUAAAAAUCCUAUUUCUUAAUUUACAAAAAUAACUUUGUCUCUCCAACACAGAGGUAUAUUCACUCUCCCACCUUAAGAUGCCAUUAAGUGUAUAAUAAAUUAGAGAUAUUAUCUGUAAUUUAAUUCCUGAGUUUUUUCUUCUCAUCAGGCAUAUGUAGAUGAGCGCAAGAAAUAAAAAAAGAAACAAUUUUUUCUCUCCUUCUCUUGUCUCAAAAAGAUUUUGUAAACUAUUUAAACAUCAGUGUUUGUUUUCAAACUCUCUUUAAACUCUAUUUGGCAGAUCUUCUCAGUUAUCCCACUUUUUAACAGUCUUGCCACUUACCUGUCAUUUCUGGUUUUAGGCUGAAUAUUGUAGAUGUUCAGGUGAUCUAAAAUAAAGUACCCAUGUUUGUAAGUGAUUAAAAUUGUUAAAUCUCACUGUGGAAAUUAAAUAGCUAUUAUCUUUUC
This is a messenger RNA of Cuculus canorus (common cuckoo), 1468 nucleotides long. It is a transcript of the gene PKIB, whose product is annotated as cAMP-dependent protein kinase inhibitor beta. Bases 462 to 695 code for a protein of 77 amino acids. Gene Ontology annotation, biological process: negative regulation of cAMP-dependent protein kinase activity. Gene Ontology annotation, molecular function: cAMP-dependent protein kinase inhibitor activity. The transcript is spliced from 4 exons. The record is from RefSeq and is a predicted model, not a curated record. Gene Ontology annotation, cellular component: cytoplasm; nucleus. Lineage: Eukaryota; Metazoa; Chordata; Aves; Cuculiformes; Cuculidae.